UGUCGGGAAACUGCCUUGUCGACCAGUCGUUCUUCCGAUUGCCUAUUUUACCUCUUUUUGGCUUGCCCAAGUGACCCGUUACUAACCGGAACUCUCCCCAUCCUAUUAUACUCCCUCCAGUCCAUUCCUAGCUCCCCCCAUAUCUUGCUCCUUCUGUCUGCCAAACAGGACCUGGGGGCUUCUCUAACUGACGAGCCUACCAACAACAGCUUCGAAUGGACCUCCAGCUUCCCGUCGGUAGUGCAGACCAACGGACUGUUUAACCAGCUGGGCAGUACCUGUGAGUUUUUGGUGGACACCAAAAACUCUUUAGGCUGGCUGAUGGUGGAUGUGGAAGAUACUAGCGGCCAUUCCAUCCCUGUGGCCAUCGACCUACUCUCUCCGAGUGACGCCUCUCUGCCGCCGAUGGUGAAGUCGGAGGCUUAUAAAAUCCGAUUCACACCAACCCGACUUGGCUACUAUCGGGCCACGCUACGAUGGAAUGGGCAAGACUUGCAAGGCAGCCCAUUCACUUGCUGCACCGUCGACGCCAGUCAGGUAGGAGAGCGAGGGAGCUCAUUUGUGGCCUUUUCACAUGCCUAUUCACACUUGGUCCCUCAGAAAACGGCGUGUGGCAUAGGCGAGUCGAACCCUCUCCAACUGGUUCAUUGUACGUCCGAGCAGCGCAACCUCGGGGUUGAACUGUUAUGGGGUCUAAGGCUGUCCAUGUGA
Molecule: messenger RNA, 711 nt
Organism: Protopolystoma xenopodis
Lineage: Eukaryota; Metazoa; Platyhelminthes; Monogenea; Polystomatidea; Polystomatidae
Source: the annotation of a GenBank genome assembly